Molecule: messenger RNA, 2033 nt
Organism: Ceratotherium simum simum (southern white rhinoceros)
Lineage: Eukaryota; Metazoa; Chordata; Mammalia; Perissodactyla; Rhinocerotidae
Gene: TNFRSF1A
Product: TNF receptor superfamily member 1A
Biological process (GO): prostaglandin metabolic process; tumor necrosis factor-mediated signaling pathway; inflammatory response
Cellular component (GO): signaling receptor complex; membrane raft
Molecular function (GO): tumor necrosis factor binding; tumor necrosis factor receptor activity
Source: RefSeq, a predicted model, not a curated record
UGGGGGAGUGAGAGGCCACAGCUGGCCGGACAUGGGCCUCCCCACCGUGCCUGGCCUGCUGCUGCCACUGGCGCUCCUGGCUCUGUCGGUGGAAAUACACCCCUCAGGGGUUACUGGACUGGUCCCUCCCCUCAGGGACCGGGAGAAGAGAGACAGUCUGUGUCCCCAGGGAAAAUACAGCCACCCUCGAAAUAGUUCCAUUUGCUGUACCAAGUGCCACAAAGGGACCUACCUGCACAAUGACUGUCCCGGCCCGGGGCUGGACACGGACUGCAGGGAGUGCGAAAACGGCACCUUCACUGCCUCAGAGAACCACCUCAGACAGUGCCUCAGCUGCUCCAAGUGCCGGAAGGAAAUGUACCAGGUGGAGAUUUCCUCUUGCACGGUGGACCGGGACACCGUGUGCGGCUGCAGGAAGAACCAGUACCGGAAUUACUGGAGCGAAACUCUUUUCCAGUGCCUGAACUGCAGCCUCUGCCUCAACGGCACAGUGCAUCUCUCCUGCCAGGAGAGACAGAACACCGUCUGCACUUGUCACACCGGGUUCUUUCUGAGAGGGAAUGAGUGCGUGUCCUGUGUUAACUGUAAGAAAGACACGGAGUGCAUGAAGUUGUGCCCAUCCCCAACCCAAAGUGUGAAGGGCCGACAGGACCCAGGCACCACAGUGCUGUUGCCCCUAGUGAUCUUCCUUGGGCUUUGCCUCUUAUCCCUCCUUUUCAUCGGUUUAAUGUGCCGCUACCGACGGUGGAAGCCCAAGCUCCACUCCAUUGUUUGUGGGAAAUCGACACCUGUAAAAGAGGGGGAGCCCGAGCCCCUGGCCUCAACCUCAAGCUUCAGUCCCACCACGGGCUUCAGUCCCACCACGGGCUUCGGUCCCACCACGGGCUACAGUCCCAUGGCCGGCUACAGUCCCAUCUCCAGCUCCACCUUCACCCCCAGUCCCACCUUCACCCCCAGUCCCAAUUUCACUCCUGGUGACUGGCGCAACUUCAGCGCUGCAUCACCCCCCAGAGAGAUGGCUCCACCCUACCAGGGGGCUGGCCCCAUCCUCACAGCAGCUCCAGUCUCCACCCCCAUCCCCACCCCUCUUCAGAAGUGGGAGGACAGCGCUCACCCGCAGCGCCCAGACACCGACCCGGCCACGCUGUACGCCGUGGUGGACGGUGUGCCCCCGUCGCGCUGGAAGGAGUUCGUGCGGCGGCUGGGGCUGAGCGAGCAUGAGAUCGAGCGGCUGGAGCUGCAGAACGGGCGCUGCCUGCGCGAGGCGCACUACAGCAUGCUGGCGGCCUGGCGGCGGCGCACGCCGCGGCGCCAAGCCACGCUGGAGCUGCUGGGCAGCGUGCUCCGCGACAUGGACCUGCUCGGCUGCCUGGAGGACAUCGAGGAGGCGCUGUGUGGCCCCGCCUCCCUCUCGCCCGCGCCCCGCCUUCCCCGAUGAGGCCACGCCCCCGCCCCCUUGGCAGGGGGCUGCCCAGAGGACAGCUGCUUUCUGCCCCCGGGCAGUCCGGAAGGACGGUGCAAGAUGCCCUCUGGACCCCCUUAUUUCUGGAGAAGAAGGAUCUUGGAGGGGCAGGCGUGAGCUGGCAGCCACUUCCUUGGUGCUACUCCCUCAGUGUACAUAGCUUUUCUCAGCUGCCUGAGGGUCAGCCGUGUUUGUGUGUGUGUGUGUGUGGGGGGGGGGGGUGGUGCGUGUGUGGUGGUGAGAGAGGCGUGGGGUGUGUGUUCUCGUGAGAGAGGCUGAGUGUGCCAGGGUUGUGGGGAUAAAAGGCGCCAUGCCUCACUGCCCAUUUUGGGUUUGGAAAACCCAGCAAGGAUGCUUAGGGGCCCCUGGUUGGUCCCUGAGCGUUUUUCACAGCAGAUAAGCAAUCUUUGUAUCAAUUAUAUUACACUAUAGAAACUUGGCACCCCUUUGCCCCCUGCCUGGACAAGCACAGAGUAAGCGGAACUGUCCAAAGGCAGGGGCAAGCACAGAACAAUGGGGCCUCCGGCUGGAGCUGUGGACUUUUGUAAAUACACUAAACCCUGGAAUUAAA